AUGCGAGAAUUACGACCGGGGCUGUAUGGGCCUCUACCUACUUUCUUUCGUGACGAUCAAGAGUUGGACCUCGUCAGUUACAAGAAACAUCUUAUUAAUUUGGCGACACAAGGCAUCGUUCCUGUCUGUUCAGGAUCCUUAGGGGAAGGGGCUCAUCUGAGUCCAUCAGAGCGACAGGUUUUGAUCGAGACUACUCGCCAGACCUUGGACGACUUGGGAUUGCGAUCAACGCCUGUCGUCGCCGGAGUAGGUGGUUUGAGCACCCGAGAAACAAUAAACUUAUGUCAGGAUGCCGCAUCUGCUGGGGCGGACGCUGGGCUCGUAAUACUACCGGCAUAUUAUGCUGCAAGUUUGAACUCGGAUCAUAAUCAGAUUGUUCAAUAUUUUGUCGACAUCUGUGAAGCGUCUCCGAUCCCAUUGUUUCUUUACAACUUCCCAACAAAUGCUGCGGGGCUAGAUAUGUCGUCGGAGGUGAUCGAAAUGAUAAUGGCCAAAGCCCCAAAUUUGUGUGGUGUCAAGUUGACCUGUGGAGGAAGUGUUGGCAAACUUGUGCGAUUGAAAGCUGCCUUGGAUGUAUCAUCCACUACUAUGGCUACCCGUCCUCGGCCAUUUCUUCUUCUCGAUGGUCUUAUUGGAGAUCUCACAGCAUGGAAGGCCUGUGGUGGCCACGGAACUGUUAGUGGAAUACCAAACUUUGCUCCACAAGCGUCCGUGAGGCUAUGGGAUCUACUGAACCUUCCAACAGUGACGCCAGAGGAAGUGUCAGAAAGAGAACAGUUGCAAGCGAUCUUGUCACGAGCAGACGCACUUGCUGUACCGGCCGGUAUUCGAGCUAUGAAAUACGUCCUGCACAAAGUCCACGGCUAUGGAAAAGAACCGCGCCGACCUCUUUUACCGUUGGACCAGGAGGAGGGCGACGAGUUUCUCUUCUCAUUAGGCGAGUUGCUGGAAACGGAGCGUCGUUACGUUAAUAAGAGCGAAUGA
Exophiala spinifera is the source of this 984-nucleotide messenger RNA. RefSeq lists its product as uncharacterized. The transcript is spliced from 8 exons. The record is from RefSeq and is a predicted model, not a curated record. The coding region runs from base 1 to 984 and encodes 327 amino acids. Gene Ontology annotation, molecular function: 4-hydroxy-tetrahydrodipicolinate synthase activity. Lineage: Eukaryota; Fungi; Ascomycota; Eurotiomycetes; Chaetothyriales; Herpotrichiellaceae.